AGAAAGUCCAAUAAUCCAUCAACAAAAAUUAUGCAUAAAGAUGUGGCAGGAUCACCCUCUUCAUAACUUGUAGUCAGGAACAGUAGAACUCCUUACCAAACCAAUAAGGAAGACGCAGAACAAAUAGUCUUGUCCGCUUGCCAUUGUCUCCAAAUUCCCAAAAUGGCCACGGCUUCAGGAGCAUCCAAAUCAGCAGCCUUCUUGCUCUCAAUUAUAAAUAUUGCCCUGUAUUUCAUCAUUAUAGUAAUUGCUUCAUGGGCUGUAAAUCAUGGGAUUAAAAGAACUCGAGAAACAGCCUCUGUUUUAUCAAUUCCUGCCCGCAUAUUUCCAAUAUACUUCCCAAUGGGAAACAUGGCAACAGGUUUCUUCAUCAUUUUCUCCCUUCUCUGUGGAGUAGUUGGCAUCGGUACCUCACUUACAGGACUCCAUAAUAUUGUUCAAUGGAACGUUCCAAACUUACAUGCGGCUGCUGCCUCCUCCGUGACAUCCUUGUCCCUCACUCUGCUAGCGAUGGGAUUGGCAUGUAAAGAGAUUAACGUAGGCUGGACAGACUCGAACUUGAGAACUCUUGAAGUUGUGACGAUAAUAGUGAGCGCUACCCAAUUGUUCUGCACCGGUGCUAUCCAUGCUGGGGUUGGAGAUGUUACUGCUCGAUACGGGGCAUAAUUAACACAUAAUUUCCUAUUGAACUCUGCAUAAUUGUGAGAGAAGAUGCAUUUGUGUAUGAGAGUAUUGAAUAAAGAAGCUUAAUGGUUUGAUUUGCCAAAUAAUUGUGUUUUGAAUGUUUAUGUAAUUACAAUAAUUAUUUUUAUUAUCUUAAUGUUAAUUAAGCCAUGGAGCACAACUAUAUGUUGUGUUUUUGUAAA
Molecule: messenger RNA, 866 nt
Organism: Manihot esculenta (cassava)
Lineage: Eukaryota; Viridiplantae; Streptophyta; Magnoliopsida; Malpighiales; Euphorbiaceae
Product: membrane protein PM19L
Exons: 4
Coding region: 163-666 (167 amino acids)
Source: RefSeq, a predicted model, not a curated record